Myotis brandtii (Brandt's bat) is the source of this 2702-nucleotide messenger RNA. RefSeq names its product ribonucleotide reductase M1 (gene RRM1). Gene Ontology annotation, biological process: deoxyribonucleotide biosynthetic process; DNA replication. Lineage: Eukaryota; Metazoa; Chordata; Mammalia; Chiroptera; Vespertilionidae. The transcript is spliced from 19 exons. The record is from RefSeq and is a predicted model, not a curated record. Gene Ontology annotation, cellular component: ribonucleoside-diphosphate reductase complex. Bases 90 to 2468 code for a protein of 792 amino acids. Gene Ontology annotation, molecular function: ribonucleoside-diphosphate reductase activity, thioredoxin disulfide as acceptor; ATP binding.
GGAGAUUCGGCUUGUCUUGCCUUUGCUCUGCGGAGGAGAGUGCGCUUCGGACCCGAAUCGCAUCCGUAUCGCCUCAGCUACCAGCCGCGAUGCAUGUGAUCAAGCGAGAUGGCCGCCAAGAACGGGUCAUGUUCGACAAAAUUACAUCUCGAAUCCAAAAACUUUGUUAUGGACUCAAUAUGGACUUUGUUGAUCCUGCUCAGAUCACCAUGAAAGUAAUCCAAGGUUUAUACAGUGGGGUCACUACUGUGGAACUAGAUACUUUGGCUGCUGAAACAGCUGCAACCUUGACUACUAAGCACCCUGACUAUGCCAUUCUGGCAGCAAGGAUUGCUGUCUCUAACUUGCACAAAGAAACAAAGAAAGUAUUCAGUGAUGUGAUGGAAGACCUCUACAACUACAUAAAUCCACAUAAUGGCAAACACUCUCCCAUGGUGGCCCAGUCAACACUGGAUAUUGUUUUGGCAAAUAAAGAUCGCCUGAAUUCUGCCAUUAUCUAUGACCGAGAUUUCUCUUAUAAUUACUUUGGCUUUAAGACGCUAGAACGGUCCUAUUUGUUGAAGAUCAAUGGAAAAGUGGCUGAAAGACCACAACAUAUGUUGAUGAGGGUAUCUGUGGGGAUUCAUGAAGAAGAUAUCGAUGCUGCUAUUGAAACAUACAACCUUCUUUCUGAGAGGUGGUUCACCCAUGCCUCUCCCACUCUCUUCAAUGCUGGUACCAACCGCCCACAACUUUCUAGCUGUUUCCUUCUGAGUAUGAAAGAUGAUAGUAUUGAAGGCAUUUAUGACACACUAAAGCAGUGUGCAUUGAUUUCCAAGUCUGCUGGGGGAAUUGGUGUUGCUGUGAGCUGUAUUCGAGCUACUGGCAGCUACAUUGCUGGGACUAACGGCAAUUCCAAUGGCCUUGUACCAAUGCUGAGAGUAUAUAACAAUACAGCUCGAUAUGUGGAUCAAGGUGGGAACAAGCGACCUGGAGCAUUUGCUAUUUACCUGGAGCCUUGGCAUUUAGACAUCUUUGAGUUUCUUGAUUUAAAGAAGAACACAGGAAAGGAAGAACAGCGUGCCAGGGACCUUUUCUUUGCCCUUUGGAUUCCAGAUCUCUUCAUGAAACGAGUGGAGACUAAUCAGGACUGGUCUUUAAUGUGUCCAAAUGAGUGUCCUGGUCUGGAUGAGGUUUGGGGAGAGGAAUUUGAGAAGCUAUAUGAAAGUUAUGAGAAACAGGGUCGUGUUCGCAAAGUUGUAAAAGCUCAACAGCUUUGGUAUGCGAUUAUUGAGUCUCAGACAGAGACAGGUACCCCAUACAUGCUCUACAAAGAUUCCUGUAACCGGAAGAGCAAUCAGCAGAACCUGGGAACAAUCAAAUGCAGCAACCUGUGCACAGAAAUAGUAGAAUAUACCAGCAAAGAUGAGGUUGCAGUUUGUAACUUGGCUUCCCUGGCCCUGAAUAUGUAUGUCACAUCAGAACACACAUAUGACUUUAAGAAGCUGGCUGAAGUCACCAAAGUCGUUGUCCGAAAUUUGAAUAAGAUUAUUGAUAUUAACUACUACCCUAUCCCAGAGGCAUACUUAUCAAAUAAACGUCAUCGCCCUAUUGGAAUUGGGGUACAAGGUCUGGCAGAUGCUUUUAUUCUGAUGAGGUAUCCUUUUGAGAGUCCAGAGGCCCAGUUAUUGAAUAAGCAAAUCUUUGAAACCAUUUAUUAUGGAGCCUUGGAAGCCAGCUGUGAUCUGGCCAAGGAACAUGGCCCAUAUGAAACCUACGAGGGCUCUCCAGUCAGCAAAGGAAUCCUUCAGUAUGAUAUGUGGAAUGUUACUCCCACAGACCUAUGGGACUGGAAACUUCUCAAGGAGAAGAUUGCAAAGUAUGGUAUAAGAAACAGUUUACUUAUUGCCCCAAUGCCUACUGCUUCCACUGCUCAGAUUCUGGGAAAUAAUGAGUCCAUUGAACCUUAUACCAGCAACAUCUACACUCGUAGAGUCUUGUCAGGAGAAUUUCAGAUUGUAAACCCUCAUUUACUGAAAGAUCUUACUGAGCGGGGCUUAUGGAAUGAAGAGAUGAAAAAUCAGAUUAUUGCAUGCAAUGGCUCUAUCCAGAGCAUACCAGAAAUUCCUGAUGACCUGAAGCAGCUUUAUAAAACGGUAUGGGAAAUCUCUCAGAAAACCAUUCUCAACAUGGCAGCCGAGAGAGGUGCUUUCAUUGAUCAAAGCCAGUCUUUGAACAUCCAUAUUGCGGAGCCUAACUAUGGCAAACUCACUAGUAUGCACUUCUACGGCUGGAAGCAGGGUUUGAAGACUGGGAUGUAUUAUUUAAGGACAAGACCAGCAGCUAAUCCGAUCCAGUUCACUCUAAACAAAGAGAAACUGAAAGAUAAGGAAAAGGCAUCAAAAGAGGAAGAAGAGAAAGAGAGGAACACAGCAGCCAUGGUGUGCUCUUUGGAGAAUAGAGAUGAAUGUCUGAUGUGUGGGUCCUGAGGAAAGACCUAGAAGAGACCAGCACUUCAAUAGCCAAACUACUUCUUGAGCAUAGAGAAUAAGGAGUGAUUAAGUAGGGUUUCAUUAACCAUUUGGCACUCCUUUUUCUGUUGACUUCAGUUUUAGUAAAGAAAUAGUUUUGCUGCAAAAUUGUGUCAUAGACAGAAAUGCUGACAAGACCUUUAUCUGGAUAAAGUUCAUUCUGAAAAUAAACAUUUUCAAGUGAUUGUGUGA